AUGGCUCCGGUGCAGAUAGCCGCUGACGGGCAGUUGGUGCCACUCGGCGGCCCGGUGGUCUCGGGUCCCCAGCCGCCAGCACCCGGAGCCCUGGCCACACACGGGAUACGACUGAGUGUGCUGAUCGACUUCCUCCUGCAGAGAACCUACCAUGAAAUCACCCUGCUGGCGGAGCUGCUUCCAAGGAAAACGGACAUGGAGAGGAAAAUCGAGAUUGUCCAGUUUGCGAGUCGUACCCGGCAGCUAUUUGUGCGCCUCUUGGCCCUGGUUAAGUGGGCAAGCAAUGCGGGGAAGGUGGAGAAAUGUGCUAUGAUCUCCAGCUUCUUGGAUCAGCAGACCAUCCUGUUCGUGGACACAGCGGACCGACUAGCGUCGCUCGCCCGAGACGCCCUGGUGCAUGCGCGCUUGCCCAGCUUCGCCAUCCCCUUCGCCAUCGACGUCCUCACAACAGGUUCCUACCCGCGCUUGCCCACCUGCAUACGAGAUAAAAUCAUUCCGCCUGACCCCAUCACGAAAGUUGAGAAAGUGACCACGCUGAACCAGCUGAAUCAGAUCCUGCGACACCGCCUCGUCACCACAGACUUGCCCCCGCAGUUAGCCAACCUCACAGUCGCUAAUGGCCGUGUGAAGUUUCGAGUGGAGGGAGAGUUUGAGGCCACGCUGACGGUGAUGGGUGACGACCCGGAUAUUCCCUGGCGACUUCUCAAGUUGGAGAUUCUUGUGGAGGACAAGGAAACUGGUGAUGGCCGAGUCUUGGUGCACAGUCUGCAGGUGAACUAUAUCCACGAGCUUGUGCAAGCACGCCUGUGUGCGGAUGAGAAACCACUGCAGGACAUGUACAACUGCUUGCACUCCUUCUGUCUCUCGCUGCAGUUGGAGGUGCUCCACUCACAGACCUUAAUGCUUGUCAGAGAGCGGUGGGGGGACCUGGUGCAGGAGGAGAGAUACAUGCCUGCAAAAUACCUCACCCUCAGUGUCUGGAACCAACAGGUGCUUGGUAGGAAAACAGGAACAGCCUCUGUGCAUAAAGUCACAAUCAAGAUUGAUGAAUCAGAUGGAUCGAAGCCGUUGCAGAUCUCGCACGAGCCCCCUCUACCUGCGUGCGACUCCAAAUUGAUGGAGAGAGCAAUGAAAAUUGACCACUUGUCCGUGGAGAAGCUUCUGAUCGACAGCGUUCAUGCGCGUUCCCACCAGAAGUUGCUGGAGCUGAAGGCCGUUCUGAAGGGCAACAAUCCUAGCGACAGCUCGUUCAUUGAAACCGCUCUACCCACUCUCGUCAUUCCCAUACUGGAGCCGUGCGGUCGCUCAGAGUGCCUCCAUAUCUUUGUGGACUUGCAUUCUGGCAUGCUGCAGCCCAUGCUGUACGGAUUAGAUCAAUCAAUGCUGGACGACAUUGAGAAAACUAUCAACGAUGACAUGAAGCGCAUCCUGUCUUGGCUUCAACAACUCAAAUUCUGGCUGGGUGAGCAGCGCUGCAGGCAGUCGGUGAAGCACCUUCCCACCGUCUGCACCGACGUCCUUCACCUUUCAAACACCGCUUCGCACCCUGUGGGGAACUUGUGCAAGCACAAGCUCUUCAUCAAGCUCACACGUCUUCCGCAGUACUACAUUGUGGUGGAAAUGGUCGAUUUGCCGAGCAAUCCGACGGCGUUGCACUACAAGUACUCCUUCCUGUUUGUAACUCAGCUGGAAGGCGACGACGGGCCCGUGUGCGCGCAGCUCCUGCAGCAUUUCAAGCCCAACCUGGAACACCUCGUCCAAGACACCACUUCGACGCGAGCGCACCGGCCCGUCUCCAAAAGAAAGAUGACUGGCGAGCAGGCAGAAACGGAGCCAAAGAAGCCCAAGCGGUCAGGGGAGAUGUGCGCCUUCAACAAAGAGUUGGCGCACCUAGUGGCCAUGUGUGACACCAACAUGCCUUUUGUUGGCCUCAGAACCGAGCUGUCCAACAUGGAGAUUCCCAACCAGGGUGUUCAAGUGGAAGGAGACGGCAGCAGUCACGCCAUCCGGCUGCUUAAGAUCCCUCCUUGCAAAGGUGUCGGAGAGGAGACCAGAAGAGCUUUGGAGCGUUCCCUCCUGGACUGCACCUUCCGCCUCCAGGGCAGGAACAACCGAACGUGGGUGGCCGAGCUGGUGCUGGCCAACUGCCCCCUCAAUAGCACCAAUAGCAAGGAGCAUGCCUCCACGCGGCACGUGUACCUCACCUACGAGAACCCGCUGUCAGAGCCGGUGGGUGGGCGCAAAGUGGUUGAAAUGUUCCUCAAUGACUGGAGCGCCAUCAGUCAGCUGUACCAGUGUGUGCUUCACUUUUCUCGGGCACUGCCAGAGUUGCCGUCGUACUUGGGCCUGUUCUCGGAGGUGCGGCUGUACAACUUCCGUAAGCUAAUUCUGUGCUACGGCAGUACCAAAGGCAGCUCGGUCACCCUCCAAUGGAACGCCAACAGCCAACGCUUCCACCUGGCCCUCGGCACUGUGGGGCCCAACUCGGGCUGCUCAAACUGCCACAACAUCAUCCUCCACCAGCUGCAGGAGAUGUUCAACAAGAACCCCAAUGUCAUUCAGCUCUUGCAGGUGCUUUACGACACGCAGGCCCCUCUGAAUGCCAUCAACAAGCUCCCGACCGUGCCCAUGCUGGGUCUGACCCAGCGCACCAACACUGCCUACCAGUGCUUCUCCAUCCUGCCCCAGUCGCCGACGCAUAUCCGCCUGGCUUUUCGCAACAUGUACUGCAUCGACAUCUACUGCCGGAGUCGCGGCGUGGUGGCCAUCAGGGACGGAGCGUACAGCCUCUUCGACAACACCAAGAUUGUGGAGGGCUUUUACCCGGCUCCUGGACUCAAAACCUUCUUGAGCAUGUUCGUAGACAGCAACCAGGAUGCCCGCAGGCGUUCGGUCAACGAAGACGACAACCCGCCAUCGCCGGUGGGCGUGGACGUGAUGGACACGCUCGUGAACCAGCUGCAGGCUCAGCCCCAAACCCUGAGGGCCGCUGGCGGCGGCGUGUACCCGCCGCUCACGUCUCCGCCGCCAAACUACCACGCCAACGUGACUCCUUCGCCAUCCAUGAUGCCCACACAAUCGCCAGGGACCAUCCAUGCCUCUGGCUCCCCUAGCGGAGCGUUGAGGGCUCCCUCUCCUUUCGGUCCCACCCCGUCUCCAUCUUCUCUGGGCAUAGCCAUGGGUCAGACAAGCUUUGCCAGCCCCCACGGUGCUCUGGACCCCAGCUCUCCCUACGCCAUGGUGUCUCCAAGCCACAGGGGCCAAUGGCCGGGCUCCCCCCAGGUCUCGGGUCCUUCUCCUGGGGCCAGGAUCCAUGGCAUGUCCCCUGGGAACCCAUCACUGCACUCGCCACUUCCUGACCCCCACUCUCCGCGUGCUGGAACCGGUUCCCAAAUCAUGCCCAGCAGUAUGCCUCCGCCCCGCAAGCUACCUCAGCGCCCCUGGGCCGCCUCCAUCCCCACCAUCCUCACCCACAACGCCCUGCACGUGCUUUUGCUGCCUUCGCCCACCCCGUGUCUGGUGCCGGGCCUGGCGGGCAGCUACCUUUGCUCGCCACUAGAGCGCUUCCUGGGUUCGGUCAUCAUGAGGCGACACCUACAGCGGAUUAUUCAGCAGGAAGCCAACCUGUCCAUCGUAAACUCCAACGAGCCCGGCGUCAUCAUGUUCAAGACAGAUGUGCUCAAAUGCCGCGUGGCUCUUAACCCAAAGAACUACCAGACGCUGCAGCUCAAGGUCACGCCGGAGAAUGCGGGUCCCUGGUCCCAGGAGGAACUUCAGGUGCUGGAGAAGUUCUUUGAGAUGCGGGUUGCCGGCCCCCCCUUCAAGUACAACACUUUGAAUGCCUUCACGAAACUUCUGGGGGCGCCCACGCACAUCCUCAGGGACUGCGUGCGCAUCAUGAAGCUCGAACUGUUCCCAGACCAAGCUGGCCAGCUGAAGUGGAACGUCCAGUUCUGCCUGACCAUACCUCCCAGCGCCCCCCCCAUCGCCCCCCCCGGAACCAUCGCCGUGGUGCUCAAGUCCAAGAUGCUCUUCUUCUUGCAGCUGACCCAGCGCGUGCCCGUGCCGCAGGAGCCCUUGAGCAUCAUCGUGCCCAUCGUGUACGACAUGGCGUCGGGCCUGACGCAGCAGGCCGACAUCCCCAGGCAGCACAGCUCUUCGGGGGCGGCGGCGCUCAUGGUCUCCAACAUCCUGAAGAGGUUCAACGAGAUGCACCCCGCCAGACAGGGGGAGUGCACCAUAUUUGCGUCGGUUCACGAGCUGAUGGCCAACCUCGCCUUGCCGCCCGGCACGCGGCAGUGAACAAGCGCGAGCCUGACGAGGAAUGAGUUGCUGCCCGAGACAAAGGCCGCAUCCGACAGCGGCGGCGUCUCGUCGGUUCCGACGUCGUGUACGGCUGCCGUAGUGGAGCCCCGUUUCAACCGCUGUCAACCACAAAGUGCUGAUUGUCGUAGUCACCGGCUUAAGACGAGCACAUGAGGUAUAUUUUGGAUAUCAAUCUUAUUUUUCCCCCUUAAUGGGGGCACUUGUAAACAGAAUAUUAUCUAUUGAAAUGAAGUUUGUUUACAAAAACAUGUACAUUGUUGUAUAUUUGAGUGUUAGCCUCUUUGUUGUUGUACAUUUUGUCACGAAGGAUGAUGAUGAUGAUGAUGAUGUGAGGAAUGAGGAGAGAGUCCUUCGUCUUUUGUCACGACCUCUGUCCGCAUUUUAUUACGCCCUUUCACAACUGUGACACACUUUAUAAGGCCGCCCACUGUAUUCGAUCAAGAUGGAAGCAUUUGAUACGUUGUCCAAUUUUGCUAUUUAAUAAAGCAAACCGAGGAGAGUCUUCCACUGCUA
Messenger RNA from Phyllopteryx taeniolatus (common seadragon), 4839 nucleotides. RefSeq names its product mediator complex subunit 14 (gene med14). Gene Ontology annotation, biological process: regulation of transcription by RNA polymerase II. Bases 1 to 4302 code for a protein of 1433 amino acids. NCBI's taxonomy places the organism in Eukaryota, Metazoa, Chordata, Actinopteri, Syngnathiformes, Syngnathidae. The record is from RefSeq and is a predicted model, not a curated record. Gene Ontology annotation, molecular function: transcription coregulator activity. The transcript has 29 exons. Gene Ontology annotation, cellular component: core mediator complex; mediator complex.